CUCCGUCUUGGAUGGUAGUCACUUAACACAGCAUGUUUACGACUAAGAUCUCCAAAGCAUGUCAAGAAUGCCGGAGGCGCAAAAUUCGAUGCGAUGGAUUGAAUCCGUGCUCGACAUGUCAGCGACGCAAUACCGUGUGCCAGUUUCGGAAACGAGCUCGUGUGCGUCAGCGGCCGGGGACAGCCAUUCCACCACCAUCCGCUCAGGGGCCUGAUGCGCCCUUUGGUGACCUGGAAGAGGCCCGUAGUCAGACCUUGACUGAAUCAGCAUCAGUGGUAGAUCUAGCUAGUCCCGGGGAGAAGCCGAAGGAGCACCAGCACCGGCCUAGUGAACCUCCAUCGCACCUCUACAGGGAUGUGCACAAGAGUGUGUCCGCCCGCGAAAAAUCGUCUUCAUCGGACUCAGUGGAAUUGUACUAUGGCCCAACCUCGGACUUCUCUCUCCUCCAGCAUCUUUAUCGCCGUCUUUACAUCCAUGCGAAUCCGUCGGCUCCUCAAUUCAGCCGAGGUGAUACAGACGAGGUGGACCAGGGGCUGGACUUCUUCCGCAUCCGCCAUAUCUUCUUUGGACCAACGACGGCGGCACCGGGCUCUGACCAGGCCGAACAACCCCUCCUGAAUCUGCCUUCACGACAGGUGUGCUAUUCCUUGAUGAACCGGUUUCUUGCAACGCAUUAUAAUAUCGUCCCCUUUUACUUGAAAUCCCGCUAUGACCAAUUGCUCCGAGCCUUGCUUGGCGACGCCGACAACCACCCGUGUAGCCAAGUCCAGAAGCAGAUCGGCCUGCUAGCCAUGGCGACUGCUGCAGCCAAUACCGAGCACUUUGAAUGGGGUGCGACCGUGGCGGAAUACUGUGAAGCCCAGAGUGCAAAAACCGAGCACAUCGUCAGCCUGGAAACUAUCCAACUGGGAAUUAUGAUGGCCAUGUAUCAUCUGGAAUACGCACGUUCCAACUUCGCCUACGUUGUCAUUGGCAAUGCUUGUCGCAAGGCCUUUGCCGCUGGUCUGCACCGGCAGCAGUUGCGCGCCAACUCGGAUGACAAUCAGGGGACGGUAGAGCGGCGCCAUACCUUCUGGUCAAUGUACUUUAUAGAAAUAUGGACUAGCUUCUACCUCGGUCGCCCGAGCAUGCUGGAAUUUAUCAAGAUCGAAGUCUCGCAACCACAAGACAUCUUCCUCUCGAUAUUGCUGCACUUUGCGGCUGUCAUGCUGAAGAUCGUCCAGCAAAUUUAUCGCCCCCAAUGCGCCCCAUCCGCUCUUUGGAACAGUGCCAUCGUCGUCGGCAGAGAGAUGGCUGCACUUCACUCCAAAGCCCAAGCGGACUUCGGAAUCGAACUGGAUGAGCCUCGCAUAAGUGAUCCACGGGGUAUGCGGCCCACGGUUCUUGUUACCUUGUAUAAUUUCGUGUCCUUACUCAUUUUUCGGCCAUUCCUUAUCAUUCGUGGCAAGCUCCAGCAUUCACAGGCGGAGACAUCCGAGUCCUCUUCGACUCCGCCGCAACCCCGCCCGGACAUUCCCGGUUGGCUUAAUGAUGCGUGUCACCGGUGUUUGAAUGCGGCCAAGUCGAUCAUCCUUUACAUCUGCCAUAUUGCCGCCUCUGAUUCUUUACUCUUGGAACUCCGUUUCAACUGUUUCUAUAUGGAGAAUUGCCUAUUUGUGCUACUAUAUGACAUGGCCUCCAACCCAGAGAAGCACACCCGCAAUCUGCCCCUCAUCCACGAGGGUUUGCAGUUCCUGACCCGCAUGCGACCGGGUGAUCCCGUGUGCAGCUCCAUAACCACCAUCCGCCGCAUUCUGCAUCACCUGAACCUCGACGCCGGACCCGGGGAGCUCGUUCAGGAUCAUCACCAUCAGCAGCAUUCUCCACAACUCCAAGGUUUCAAUCCCUCCGCACCACCGCCGCCACCGCCACCGCCACUAUCUCUGUCUCAGAUGGCAAUGGGACCCGGGGUCUGGGAAGAGCAGCCACAGCAGCACCACCUGCCCCUCUCAUCCGAGCCUCUGGGUGACCCCGGAUUGCUGGCUCCCAGUGCCGGUCUACAAUUUGACUUAGAUUUCUCCGGGGCUGACUUUAAUGUGGAUAUCACGGCAAUAGACUGGGGUACAUUUUUUUCUUAUGUGCCGAAUCAAUGAUUCAGUGGGAGAAGUUUGAAUUACAAGAGGACUCUAGGAGCACAAAACGCCGAAUUGAUAAGCGGCAGCUCUUGCAAAUCCUUGAUAAAUUCGAAUCUUUCCCCUUCUCCCUCUCCUUCUUGCCCUUGUCUUUUUUCCUAACCU
Molecule: messenger RNA, 2276 nt
Organism: Aspergillus aculeatus ATCC 16872
Lineage: Eukaryota; Fungi; Ascomycota; Eurotiomycetes; Eurotiales; Aspergillaceae
Product: Zn(II)2Cys6 transcription factor
Exons: 5
Coding region: 33-2132 (699 amino acids)
Biological process (GO): positive regulation of transcription from RNA polymerase II promoter by galactose; DNA-templated transcription
Cellular component (GO): nucleus
Molecular function (GO): zinc ion binding; DNA-binding transcription factor activity, RNA polymerase II-specific; RNA polymerase II cis-regulatory region sequence-specific DNA binding
Source: RefSeq, a predicted model, not a curated record